AUGUCAUCCGAACCACUGUCAAGCCCAUCCCCGUCGAAUCGGUCAGGUUUGAUUGAGCAUGUGGGGUACUCGUCUUUACCACCCGCAUCAUCCCAAGGAACCUCGUUGCCGACGACUCCAUCACCUCGUUCUCGCGAGUGGGCGAAAUGGCCUGGAUUCGAGCGAUAUACUGGCGGCCAGGACACGAGGGCGUGGUGGCAGCAAUACGGGUAUCGUGCUGAGGACCGGUCAACCUCGCGCCAGGGCAACAGGCUGAAGUGGAUCUGCGCGGAUUGCUUCGCUCGAGGCUUCAAGAAGAAGUCAGACUUCUGCUUCGUCUGCUCGACAGGAGCCGCUAUCAAGAAGCACCUUCGUAACGCCCACGGAAUUCUGGCCCCAAACGACGUUGCAGGAGGCGUGCGAGCCUCAUCUUUGGACGGCCGGCCCAUCACACACUUCAUUGGUGCCGACUUCAACAACCCGCACGACCAGUUCCUUGUCAGCAAGCUGCGGGGAAGAUUCAACAGCAAAGGGCUUCGGGUGCUCCUACUUGACUGGAUCACAUACCAUAAUCUGCCAUUUGAUAUCGUCAACACAGAGAGGUUCCAACGGCUCCUUCUCUACGGCAAUCCGCUCCUUGAUGCGACUCAUAUCCCAUCUGGGAAGACGCUACUUCGCAUGCUCGAAUCUGAAUACAGGGGUGCCGUCGGGCCCGUAACGGAACAUAACGGUGCCUCGCUUGCCGAUGAGGUCGCCGAUACACUGGCAUUCUGGCAAGUCAACAACCCGGACACGGUCGGCUACUUCACGCUGGACAAUGCUGCCAACAAUGACACCUGCAUGGAAGACCUUGCCUUUGAGCACGGCUUCUCACCCGAAGAGCGACGGAUCCGCUGCGCUGCACAUAUCCUCAACCUCUGUGUGCGGGCAAUGCUGUACGGUUCGAAGCAGGAGAAUUUUGCUGCAAUUGUUGCUGCCGAUGGGGAUGAUCUAGAUGACGACGAGGAGCAAGUUGAUCAAGCUAUCGACGAGGCCCUAAAUGGAGAGAUGAAGGACGGUACGGACGAAGACCCAGGAGCAAACACUGCCGUUGACAUCCCAGAAGAGGACCCCAUAUCGUCUCACCCGGCUCCGGACGAGAUCAAUGCUGCCAGCUUCAGGAGUACACUGUACGAACAGUUUCUUCAGUCUCAACGCAAGGAAUCCGGGCAUGGAACAACACUUCACUGGGCCUUCAACAAUGCCACCCGGUGGAACUCGGACAUGCGUAUGAUGGAACGGGCUCUUCGACUCCGCCAGGCGCUCAAUACCUUCUUCAAUGACGUUCAAAAUCGGUGGGAAACGGAGGGCCUCUAUGACCGAACGAAGCCGGCAGUUCUGCAGUACCGCUUGAGUGUGUACGACUGGAAAGUUAUCGAGGUACUUGUCAAGCUUCUCAAGCCGUUCGAGAUUGCCACCAAGCAACUUCAGGGCAAUGGUAUUCCCGGCGGUAGGUCCACAUGUGGCAGUUUCGAUGAAUACUUCCCCGUCUUUGAGAUUUUGCUUGACCACCUCGAAAGUGCUAUCGAAGGCACAAUCUUCGAAGAGGUUGAGGAUCCAGUGACUAGGGAGAAGAAAGACGUCGAACUCGGGUGGAAGAAGCUGCAUAAAUAUUACAGCCGUCUGACUAGCGCUGCAUAUGUCGGGGCUGUUGUCUUCAAUCCUACGAAAAAGUGGCGCCUUCUCGAUCAACUGUGGUCUCGAGUACCCUCUCGGAAGACGAAGAGUUGGCGGUUGGAAUACGAAGCAAAGCUCUUGGAGAUCUGGGAGAAGUAUAGGGAGCGCGACGUUGAUAACGAGGUCCUCGCUACGUCUGAUGAGGUCUCCAUGGAUUACAUUGAGCGGAGACUUGCUAGGACUGUAGCUGGGUCGCCAUUCAACCACGGCUCGUUCGGAGCAUCAAGUGCCCGCAAAAGCAACCGAAAGACGAAACCGUCUACGGCGGGAGCGACUGGCGAUGACGAAUAUGCUCGAUAUUGUGCCGAGGACGUCGUCAACAGCCACCACUACAGAAGCAGACCGAUCGACUGGUGGAAGAUCAACCGAAGCCGAUAUCCGCGACUGUCUCUGAUGGCAGUAGACAUGCUUACGAUUCCAUCGACGUCCGCGGAAAGCGAGAGGACGUUUAGCAGUGCAGGACGUAUGACGGCACCAUUGAGAAGCCGGCUGCGAAGGGAGAUCGUAGCGAUGGCUCAAUGCAUUCGAUCGUGGAGUAAAGCUGGGAUCUACACGCCUUCACUGCCGCUGCUUAGCCUCGACGAGGAUCAGUGGAUUGAUGCUCUUGCGUCGCUAAAGGGGCGAAGUGACACUUAA
Hirsutella rhossiliensis is the source of this 2331-nucleotide messenger RNA. RefSeq names its product Ribonuclease H-like protein. The transcript is spliced from 6 exons. The record is from RefSeq and is a predicted model, not a curated record. Bases 1 to 2331 code for a protein of 776 amino acids. Gene Ontology annotation, molecular function: protein dimerization activity. NCBI's taxonomy places the organism in Eukaryota, Fungi, Ascomycota, Sordariomycetes, Hypocreales, Ophiocordycipitaceae.